AUGAGCUCACUGGACCGCGCCGUGUACGACCAGUACAUGUCGCUCGACACGGGCAACGUGACCCUCGCCGAGUACGUGUGGAUCGGCGGGUCGGGUCAGGACUUGCGCUGCAAGACCAAGACGCUGACCCACGACGUGACGUCCGUCGCGGACCUGCCCGUGUGGAACUUUGACGGCUCGAGCACGGGCCAAGCCCCGGGCGAGGACUCGGAGGUGCUCUUGCGACCCGUCGCCAUCUUCAAGGACCCGUUCCGACGCGGCAAGCACCUCCUCGUGCUCUGCGACUGCCUCAAGCCCGACAUGACGCCCAUUGCCAACAACACGCGCGCCGACGCGGCCCGCGUCAUGGACGCUGCUGCCAGCCACGAGCCCUGGUUUGGCAUUGAGCAAGAGUACACGCUCUUUGAGAAGGACGGCGUGACGCCCUACGGCUGGCCCCGGGGCGGGUUCCCCGGUCCCCAGGGGCCGUACUAUUGCGGCGCCGGCGCGCACUCGGUGUUUGGCCGGCUGAUUGUCGACGCCCACUACCGCGCGUCGCUCUACGCGGGCCUCAACAUCUCUGGCAUCAACGCCGAGGUCAUGCCGGGCCAGUGGGAGUACCAAGUCGGGCCGUGCACGGGCAUCGAGUCGGGCGACCACUUGUGGAUGUCGCGCUACAUUCUGCUGCGCGUGUGCGAAGACUUUGGCGUGAACGUGUCGUGGGACCCGAAGCCCAUUCCCGGCGACUGGAAUGGCGCCGGCUGCCACACCAACUACUCGACCAUCGCCAUGCGCGAAGACGGCGGCAUGGGCGCGAUCAUUGAAGCCAUUGAGAAGAUGAAGCUCAAGCACAAGGAGCACAUUGCUGCGUACGGCACGGGCAACGAGCGCCGGCUCACGGGGCGCCACGAGACGGCCAGCAUGGACACGUUUUCGUACGGCGUGGCGAACCGCGGGGCGUCGAUUCGCAUCCCGCGCGUGGCCGAGGCCGAGGGCAAGGGCUACUUUGAAGACCGCCGUCCCGCGUCCAACAUGGACCCGUACGUGGUCACGAGCCGCAUUGUCAAGACGACGAUCCUCGACGAAGCGUAG
Molecule: messenger RNA, 1071 nt
Organism: Hyaloperonospora brassicae
Lineage: Eukaryota; Oomycota; Peronosporomycetes; Peronosporales; Peronosporaceae
Source: the annotation of a GenBank genome assembly